UUGUGUGAUGAAGAGCUUAGCGAUGUCCACGAGGGAACUUGAAGAUUUCAGUAAUUUCUUAAAAGAGACAUCCCAGUUGGAUCAAAAUGUGAAAAGUGGCGUUCCCGAAGAUUUUGACGAUGACACGCCAAUAUCUGACCACGCUUGGGAAGAAAGUGGUAAAUUUGAAGGCGAUCUGAUUCUAAAUGACAGGCAGAGGAGAAUGAUAGUCGCCAGCGUCGCUGAAGGCCUCGCAAGAAAUGGCAUUUCAGAUACAACUAAACGUUGGCCAAACAAUGAAGUUAUUUACUUCAUACAAGCUGACCAUUUCUCAAGCGAUCAGAUAGAAGCAAUACACAAUGGGAUAGACGAUUUGGCUCGAUCUUCAUGCGUCAAAUUUAGACCUUAUGUAAAAGGCGAUCGUGACGCUGUAGUAAUUCAGGGUAGCAGAAGAGGAUGCUUUUCGCAGGUAGGGUACCAGGGAGGGUAUCAAGUGUUGAACCUCUCGGCACGCCAUCCGACAGGUCGCGGCUGCUUCCGUCAUGGUACUAUUGUACAUGAAAUGCUACAUACCUUGGGCUUCUAUCACAUGCAGAGUAGCUCCGAUAGAGACGAGUUUAUAGAUGUUGUAUGGGAGAACAUUAUUAGAAGUGCGAGACACAACUUUCGCAAAUAUAAUUCGUUUGCAGUUUCUGACUUUGGCGUUGGUUACGACUACGAUAGUGUUUUACAUUACAGUCGCAAGGCUUUCUCUUUGAAUGGCCAAGACACACUGGUUCCUAAGCAGCUUGGGGCAACUAUUGGUCAGAGAAUAGGUUUAUCAGAAAAAGACACUCAGAAACUUAAUAAGAUGUACUGCGAUGCAGAACCCGAUCACCAACUCGAUACCGACUCAAUAGAAAAGCCCAAGAAAAAGAAAAAAAACAAAAAUAAGCCAUUUGAAGGCCAUGGCUUAGGUUACCAACAAGUAAAACGACGCAAGAACUGCAACCGGCGUUUAUUCCGGGAACUGGAAAUAGAAAAGAAGUGAUUCCACAACUUUACAAGUCUACAGUUUUACCAAAUAUUGAAGAAUAUGGAAAAUCUUAUUUUAAAGAAAAUCCGCUCCGAUCCGAAUCCGAGAAACAAGUUACUAAUAGAGAACAGUCAGUUAUAAAACCACAUACUGAAGAAAAGCAUGAAGACAAGCGUUCUGAUGCUGAAUAUGAGGAUUUAUCAAAUGCAUUUUAUAGAUUUUCGCAAAUAAUAAAACCGGGAGACUUUUCAAAACAAACACAAAACGAUGAUAACUAUAAAGAACACUAUAACAUUGAAAAGCUGUUAGUUAAGGAGGAAGAAUCCCCUUCUAAAUAUGUAGGACUUUCACACCGGUACCAACCUGAGUUAAGAUCAAGUUUUAUUCCUUUAGUUAAUGAAGAAAAAGAUAGUUUUACUUUUUUUGGCCAUCAUAUUCCUCGAAAAGAGAAAUGGCAACACGGAAAUGAAUAUUACAGAGACAGAAACCCAACGUUAUCAGAAGUUUAUAGAUAAAAUUAAAAUGUAUUUACAUAUAAUAUUUAUGGUACGUAGACAGGCCCAACGAAUGACUACAAAUUACGCUCGACGUUUGCUAGCGCAUGUAGUAUUAGCAUUUUAGUUUUAUUUUCUAACGCAUAAAUGAACGUUAACGAAUUGAAGUUAUAUGUGUUUGUUGACUCGGAAUAUACGCACGAAUAUGUAAUGUUAUUUGUUGAUAAUUUCGUUUUAAUUUAAUAAAAAGUUUAUUAAAA
Melitaea cinxia (Glanville fritillary) is the source of this 1748-nucleotide messenger RNA. RefSeq names its product seminal metalloprotease 1-like. Gene Ontology annotation, molecular function: metalloendopeptidase activity; zinc ion binding. Gene Ontology annotation, biological process: proteolysis. The transcript is spliced from 7 exons. Bases 8 to 1009 code for a protein of 333 amino acids. NCBI's taxonomy places the organism in Eukaryota, Metazoa, Arthropoda, Insecta, Lepidoptera, Nymphalidae. The record is from RefSeq and is a predicted model, not a curated record.